Molecule: messenger RNA, 2029 nt
Organism: Anguilla rostrata (American eel)
Lineage: Eukaryota; Metazoa; Chordata; Actinopteri; Anguilliformes; Anguillidae
Gene: alx4b
Product: ALX homeobox 4b
Exons: 4
Coding region: 357-1454 (365 amino acids)
Biological process (GO): regulation of transcription by RNA polymerase II
Molecular function (GO): DNA-binding transcription activator activity, RNA polymerase II-specific; RNA polymerase II transcription regulatory region sequence-specific DNA binding
Source: RefSeq, a predicted model, not a curated record
UACAUAAUAACUGAGGCCAGGUCCUUAGUUUAUACUUUAAACCCGGGAGUUCUGGGCAGCGUCUUCGGCAGAAAGAGGCAUUUUUUGUUUCUUCUCUAAACCUUAAGGGGGCUUUCUAGCUUUUGGUCAGCCUGAAGUUUCUGGAAAACAUCUGAAUCAUUUUAUAACCAACCCCAGCUGCUGCGCCUGUGUGUGUGUGUGUGUGUGUGCGUGUGUGUGAGGGUGGUGUGUGUGUGUGUCUGUUUUUCCGUGAGGAAGAGGGAAAGAGGGAAGAGAGUAUCUGUUUGCCCCGCUCUCCAGAAAGGAAAGAGGGGGGAAAAACUGGACAUCCUUUUUCGCCUCAUUUUUUUUUAGGAAUGAACGCCGAGACGUGCGUCUCAUACUGCGAUAUGACAUCCAUGGAUUCAUAUUAUAGCCCGUCUGCGCCGCAAGUUAGGGAUCACCAGGCGAACCCGUUUAGGACAUUCCAAGCGAGUGACACCAAAUACAGCCCCACUUUCCUAACCAACAAAGGACAGGCUUAUGGGGAAAAGUCGCGAAGCCCGUUCCAGCAGGAUUGCCAGUCAUUGGAUGCCACAGUGGCGGAAGGCACCUUUAACAAAUACCACCUCUUCGUGCAGAGAUCGUCCUGUAAAACGCCUCCCGAAGGAAGCAAACUCCACCAGGAAAGCGGACACAACGGAGCGCUCAUCUCCUGCUAUGCCAAAGACAGCCCGGGGCUGACGGACUCUGAGCUCGCCCCCACCGCAGACCCUGCCGGGAUGGACGGGUCCUACCUGGGCCUGAAGGAGGCCGGGGGGGCGAAGGCCCCCCAGGAGAGGCCGGGCCCCGAGCUGACCGGCCCGCUGGACAAGGGCGAGGGCGAGAGCAACAAGGGCAAGAAGCGGCGAAACCGCACCACCUUUACCAGCUACCAGCUGGAGGAGCUGGAGAAGGUGUUCCAGAAGACGCACUACCCCGACGUCUACGCCCGCGAGCAGCUGGCGCUGCGCACCGACCUGACGGAGGCCCGCGUGCAGGUUUGGUUCCAGAACCGCCGGGCCAAAUGGAGGAAGAGGGAGCGUUUCGGGCAGAUGCAGCAGGUCCGCACGCACUUCUCCUCCGCCUACGAGCUGCCGCUCCUGUCCCGGCCAGAGAACUACGCACAGAUCCAGAACCCGUCCUGGAUUGGGAGCCCCAACACGUCGUCCCCCGUCCCCGGCUACAUGGUGCCCUGCGACACCGUGACCUCCUGCAUGACCUCGCACCCCCACGGGGGCGCCGGCGGGGUGCCCGACUUCCUGGGCGUGUCCAGCCCCGAGGGUCACAUGGGCGGCCUGUUCGGCGGCCCCGGCAUGGGGGGCGGCCUCAACGGCUACGACCUCAACAUGGACCCCGACCGCAAGUCCUCCAGCAUCGCCGCGCUCCGCAUGAAGGCCAAGGAGCACAGCGCCGCCAUCUCCUGGGCCACAUGAUGCCCCGGCUCCGCCCACUGACCCGCCCUCAACCCCCCCCCCCCCCCCAUCGUCCAAUCAGAGCCCACCGUCAGACCCAGCGAGGAAGAGGAGAGCCAGACGAGAUUGCGGGUGUAAUUACGACAACUAUCGCCAACAAAUCACGUCGGGAACCACAGACGGACUGACAGAGCAGACCUGGGGAGAUGAGAGAAAGAGGAGUGUUGUGUAAAUUUUAAAAAACGUUUUUCUUUUUUUUUUGAUUGAGCAAAAUCUGCACCUUGGACUUCUUUGCCAGCCCACGCGUUUCACUCCUUUUGCGUCUUCCCUCCUGUCAACAAUCGAGAGAGCUGAAUGUGUCACCGUCCACUGGACUUGCCCAAAAAAAAAAAAAAGCAAAAAUAAAUCAACCAAUCAAAACGAUCCAUCCUGAAGUACCUCGCAUCGCAGCUGUUCCAAGACGUUUCAUUUGGUUUCCGUUGGAUAAGAGUAAAAACAAACUGAGCACAUAGUAGUGGUUCACUCCAGAGUGCUGUUUGGACUGUGCGCUCUGCAAAUAAUCUCUCCAUAAAAAGUCAUUUUGAUUUCCUAUUCAA